Messenger RNA from Antechinus flavipes (yellow-footed antechinus), 4792 nucleotides. It is a transcript of the gene PROCR, whose product is annotated as protein C receptor. The transcript is spliced from 5 exons. The record is from RefSeq and is a predicted model, not a curated record. Bases 3001 to 3711 code for a protein of 236 amino acids. Gene Ontology annotation, molecular function: signaling receptor activity. Lineage: Eukaryota; Metazoa; Chordata; Mammalia; Dasyuromorphia; Dasyuridae. Gene Ontology annotation, biological process: negative regulation of coagulation.
UAAAAAAAAAAAAAAAAAAUCCUCUUUAUCCUUUAAGGCCCAGUUAAAGAUCCACAACUCCCUUGGUUGUCUUGGUUACUUCAACUCAGAGGGAAAUCUGAAUCCUACACCAACAGUGUACCAUUCAUUGGUACACUGCUAUCUAACUUCUCAUAUUACGUUUUAUUACAUUACUGUUAUGUUAUAUUAUGUUACAUUAUAUACUAUUCUCUAUCUCACAGUUUAACUUUCCUGAUUGGGGAUGAGAUGGGAAGAUAAGUCUUAUCUCUCUUUCAAAACUAUUAAGUAUCCUGAGUAUCAUAUGUUUUCUGUAUUUUCUUCAUAGCCCACAACACUUCCUUGGACUAACACAAUCUGAACCUGGCAGGCCUUCUAGUCUGCUCUCAUGUCCAGUUCUGGGACAGGUCAAUACCCCAAAGAAUUGCCAAGAUCACAAACACUCUCCUAAGAAGCCAAUCAAAUGGGACUAAUUCACAGCCUCUUCAGUUGAGUAAUUUGAUAUUAUCGAUUCUAAAUAAGCAGAGGAAAAAUAUGCAGGGGUGAACUGUUUUAUAAUUGAAAUAAACUCAACGAAGAAAGAACAACACGAGAAAGGAAACAAGAAAGACAAAAAAGACACUUACCAACAAUGUAUCCAGGGCAUCUAUCAGCGUCAGAGAAAAACUGCAAGAGGACAAAAACCCCAUUGUUUCUUUUUCUAAUUUUUACUUAUUUUUUAAUAUUCUUUUUUUUUUUUUGAGUUUCAAAGGUUCUCCCUUCCUCUAAUCUAUCCUUUGCACAUUGAGAAAGCAGCAAUAUGAUACUUAUUAUCCACAUGAAGUAAUGUAACAUAUUUUCAUAUUAGCAAUGUUAUAAAUAAUAACAAAGUGGAGUAAAAAAUUUCAAUUUGCAGCAUCCAUCAAUUCUAUCUAGAGAAGUGGGUAGCAUUUUUCGACAUGAGUCCUUUGGAACUGUUGUAUCCACAACAUUCAUUGUAUUGAUCAGCGUACAUAAGUUUAUUUCACAGUUAACUAUCAUCACAAUAUUGCUCUUACUAUAUAUAAUGUUCUUCUGAUUCCUUCAUCCACUUCAUAUGUCUUCCCAUGUUUUUCUGAAACUAUCCUCUAUGUCAUUUCUUAUAAUAUGAUGGUAUUCAUUUAUGAUCAUAUACCACAACUUGUUCAAGAAAACCCUGACUGAUGGACACCCUCUCAAUUUCCAAUUAUUGCCACCAAAAAAAAGUUACUAUAAAUGUUUUUGUACAUUCGGUCCUUUUCCUUUGAUCUCUUUGGGGUAUAAACCUAGUAGUAGUACUAUUGGGUCAAAAGGGAAGUUCCAAAUUAUUCUACAAAAUGGCUGAACCAAUUCACAACUCCAACAAUGCAUUAGUGUACCUAUUUUUCCAUAUCCUCUCCAGCAUCGGUCAUUUUCUUUUCCUGUCAUGUCAGCCAAUCUGAUAGGUAUUAGAUGGUAUUUCCGAAAUGAUUUAAAUAUUCAUUUUUCCAAUUAUUAGUGAUUUAGAGCAUUUUUUCCCCAAAUGACUACUUGAUAUCUUCUUCUGACAUUCAUAUCCUUUUUAUUCAUAUCCUUUGACCAUAUUGGAGAAUUGCAAUUGGAGAAUGGCUCCUAUUUUUAUGAAUUUGGUUAAGUUUCCUAUAUAUUUGAGAAAUGAAGCAUUUCUCUAUUCUUUUUUAUUAGGAUCCUUUAAAAAAUGUAGGGAGUCUCUCUGGGCUUCAGCUACUCUAACUCAGUCCCCAUCUGUGCAGAUUUAAAGCCUUCCCUCUCACAAAAUCUGCUUUCUGGAAGUAAUUCUACAGUUGAGUGAUUCAAAUCCUAAGAAAAUAGAGGUGCCUGGAAUAAAUGCUGAGCACAGGGUGUUAAAGAUAAAUAGAACAGGCCAAAAAGAGAAAAGGGCCAAUGGAAAGCAAAACAAAUAUCAGAAAAGACAGGAUAUUUCCAUAAACAUAUACUGUCUCCUAAAUCAAUUCUGGCAACUGAUUCCUCUGUAAUUUGUCCAACAUAUCUCAGGCCAGAAUCGCUCUUUACAACACUUACUGUUAUGCCUCCUCUCAGUCCACCCCACAAUAGUAGAAGCUCAUUCUUAACUCUGCUCACAAAAUUAUUAUUAUUAUACUAUAUUACCUUCACAACUUCAUCUUUCCUUUCUUCUUCAUCCUUUCCCCAUGCAAAUCACACCAAUCAUUCUCAUAUCUCAAAUCCUUCUCAGACACUGCAACUAACAUUCAUCACUGCUUUCCUUGACUGCAAGUAGAAAGGUUGACUGUAUAUCUCAUAAACUUUGAUAUUUGGUUCUACUGACUAACCACUUUUAAAUCUGAACUACUAAUGAAUCACGUUUCUAAAGCACUUUAAUGUGUAUUCUAAAUAUUCUAAACCACUCAGUGAGAUACGCAGGGAAGUUUUAAAAAAUGACAAAACAGAUGUGGAAAUUGAAGUUCAAAAGAAAUUAAAUGACUGGAUCAAGAUCACAGCAUGGAUACCGAUUUUACAUGAAACUCAGAUUUCUUGUCUACAAGACAAAUUUUCUAUUAUAUUAGCCCUAACAUGGCCUCGAAGAGCAUCACUUUACCAUAGAUUGUGCCUCCCUGGGUCAUUUAGGACUCCAAUUUGUCACUGAAAUUGUUUUGCUCUCUUCUGGGGGCCUCAGCUUCCCCAUCCCUCCCAUUCCCUCCUACAAUGAGAGUAAAAGGUUUAUUUUCUAACUGCUCUACAGUUCGGACACCGAGUGACUCAGUGCUGGGCUUAGAAUAGCCAGUCCUGUUUUGAAUCCCCGCCCCAAAUAGCUCAGCUCCGCUAGCCAAGAAUUCUUCCGGACUCGGUCCUACAGAUCAGAGGGACUCAAGCUUAUCUCCUGCUAUCCAAUCAAGUCAGCAGCCCGCUUAACCCUUGCCUUUCGGCCCUACCUUCCCCAGGUGUCUUGCCCGUCGCAGGCAGCUUCCACAAGAUCCCUAGCCCACCUGAGCAGAGUAAGGAAAAAGCUCUUCGUCCAGCUCCAGGGAAAUGUUCCUACUUUUGUCGCUCUUCGGCUGGGUGUUCUGUUGCCAGGGAGCAAUGGAAGGUUCUGAGAGCUUCCUCAUCCUCCAGAUUUCUCACUUCUUGGACCCAUUCUCAGUACAGUUCUGGGGCAAUGCCUCUCUAGGAGGAUUGACCACCCACACUCUGGAGGGCAGCAAUCACAACAUUACCAUCCAGCAGCUGAAGCCUCUGGAGUCCCCUGGGGACUGGCAGCAGACUAAGGAGCACCUGUUAACGUACCUUAGUGAAUUCCAAGCUUUAGUACAACUGGUAAACAAGGAACGAAGAGUGACUUUCCCACUGACCCUGCGCUGCUCUCUGGGCUGUGAGUUGCCCCCUGAUAGCCAAGAUGCCCACGUCUUCUUUGAGGUGGCCCUGAAUGGGAGCUCCUUUGUGAGCUUCCAACCAGAGAAGGCCCUGUGGUCCGCAUGCCCAGACCAGGGCCACCCCCCAGAGCUGUACAACUUCGCCCUGAAGCAGCUAAACAACUAUAACCGAACCAGGUUCGAGCUUCUGGAAUUCUUACAGGACAGAUGUGUGGGUUUUCUGAAACAGCACAUGGACAGGGUCUCAGGACCAGUGUCCCAGGUUCCUCGAUCCUACACAAUGCUGAUCCUGGGCAUCAUCAUGGGUGUCUUCACUAUCUCCAGUGUGGCUGUUGGCAUCUUCCUGUGCACAGGGGGAAGGUGGAGUUAAUCUUACUCCUUGCUCCAAAGCAGGGCUGGUCAUCCCAGUUCAGAAAACCAUCUGAGACCGUGGCUCUUUGGAUCCAAGAAGCAGUGGUGGACAUUGUUCUCCUCUGGCUCCCUUGCUCUUCCACCAUAGAUUUUGGCCUCAGGAACUCUGUGGAUGUUUCAGUUGAGGUUCCUGCCCUAAGAGAGAUGUAGCACCAUUGGUGUAUCUAAGAACAACAACAUUAAAACAGACCCCCAACAUGAUAAAUAGUUGGGAUCCUGGAGGUAUACAGUUUAAGAAGGGUAAGGUCAUAGCCUUUAGAACUUAAGCAAACUUAGAGAUUACCUAGUCCUCAUUUUACAGAUGAAGAAAUGGAGGUCCUUAGAGAUUUAAGAAAUUUGCCCAAGCUCAAAAAGACAGUAGGUACAAGAUAAAUGGGGUUCCAAACUUAAUGUUCUUUUUGCUAUCCCAUGAUAAGUCAUGGGAAUAAUAUGGUAAUAUUUCCUCUGAAGCAAGAGUGUAAUAAUGGAAUCAUGACAUCAAGAACCAUUAGAAUAAUCAAGAACCAUUAGAAUAAUUGUGGACCAAUGGAUUGAGAUUCCGGGCAGGAUUCACUUUUCAGGUAGAUGAGAUUUGAAAGGCUCCACCUGUCACAAUGACAGAACCCUACUACUAACUCCCCCCUCCCCAAGCUCCCAACAUGCAGUGACUUUGAAGGAACCAAUGGCCCCCUCCUAUAUCAGGGACAAGUGACAUCUAAACUUACCUCCUUUUCUCUUGGAAAAUUCUAUUAGAAGUUCCAUUUCUACCAGUUUCUACCAGGGGAUUAGAACAGAGAUUAGAAUACUCUUGAAAGGGAGAAAAUGAGUUCGUGUUUGGGAAGGGUGGGGGUCUCAAUCCCCCUACCAUCAUCACUGGGGAUCUGCAGCCUAGGAGAUUCAAAUCCUGGUUCUGCCACUGAUUUAUGUGAGCUGACUCCUCCAUUUCUCUGGUCCUUAGUUUUCUUAUGUGCAAAACAUGGAUAAUACUUGCUUUACCUACCUCACAGGGCUGUUGUGAGGAUUUUAUUAGAUGACAUUAUCUGUAAAAAUACUUAAUCAGA